AUGAAGACGGUCGGCCGCUUGGGGUUGAAGUCGGAUCCCUUCAGCGACGUCUCGGGCACGGUCGUCGCCGUGAACGUCGCCGGGCGGUCCCUGGAAGUCGCAACGCGCAGCGUGAAGGCGUGGUCGCGAGAAAUCGCGUUCCGGCGAAUUCGGACGUUCACCAUCAGUAAUACUUCAAACUGGGCACGCAAACAAUCCCGAGGAGCCGGUCUUUUCCAGCGAAUGGACCGGUUCCGUCCAUAGCCUCCCUAAACACAGAGGUCAUUGAGACUCGGCGCCGCUCCCGGGCGCAAACAGCGAAAGAACGAGUUUCACGACCGCCGUGGCCUUCGUCGUGUGCACGAAGGCUCUUGCGGCUCCUUAAUGGUUCGCUGCCGUGCCGUGCCGUGCCUACCAUGCGAGGCAGCAGCAAUGACGCCUCUGGAGGCAGCGGAGAACUCGCCCGGGAAGGAUGUGGGCAUUUCGGAGAAAAGUGGAACAGAGCCUGCGAAAAGAACAAUCGCAAGCGGGACGGCAAAAGGGGCUGAUGGUGGGUCUCGAAGGCUGAGAGGAACUCGUCCCGCGAACGCGCGGUUGCGGCACCGCAACGGGAAGCCCUUGAGCCAUUUCCCCUUCCUGUUUGCUCCUCGCGCGCCAAAACUUCACGAAAACAAAGACCGCACGCACGAUACUUGGCCCAGUGCCAUUAUGUAAAAAAAAUUAGUAAAAACUACGAGCGCUAGAAUGAAAAAAUGUUUUAAUGCCGUUCAUUGAAUACAUGCAACGUUAAACGCACUAAGGUUUUGGUCGAAUCCUUCACAAAUAACACGUUCGUGACGAAGUAUGUCGGUUGUUUUAUGGAUCACGAUACGGUUCCUGAAGGAUCACUAAGUUAUGAGCGAACGUGUUAACGCAGUUACAAAGUACGUCCGGUCUAGUCCGUUUUACAUCCGCAAUUGUAAACGUGGUAGACGAUACUACAAGUAGUUUCUUCUUAGUGGUGGUAUUCGUAUGUACCUGUGCAUUUUUAAAGAGUUGUGUGGACUUCAAUGGCGGUAGGAAUAGAAUGCUGUAUCUCCAAAAUCGAAAAAAAUAGUGAUUGACUGUUACUUCUAUUUCUUUGUGCUAAACACUUACCAUGGAUGUUUUAAGAACAAUUAACGACGUUUUCGAGGCUGAGGUGUGAGUCUGCUUUGUUUAUUUUCUCUGAGAAGCAAAUCGUAGUAUUGAAAGAGAAUGCAAACACACCAAGAUUAUAUAAUGUCACUUCGACAAUUUUCUUACCUCCACAAAAGCGUAAACUGUGCAAAACAAAAGCCUCAUUUUCCGAAUUUUCAUCGAAAAUUGCACCUGUAAAUCCUGUUUGUUUCUUUCCUGUCCCUUAACGUACUCCAUGAAAUUGUAAAAUUUGCCACUGGCUCAUCCCAUUUUGUAAGAAGCGAUUUUUUUUCAUGAUAAGAUUUUUUUAAAAUUUUAUUUGAAUAACAUUUCUGUGGUCACGGGGUAAAAGUUCUUAAGUCAAUUUUUGGCGAAAUUGCGUUAAGUAGUAAAACGACAAGUUAAGUAUUCACAUUGCCUUUUAAUAAAACGACCUAAUUCAAAUGUUUCCUUAACGACAAAAAAGCGUAGGGAAUGGUUUUUGACUUAAGAACUUUUAGCCCGUGACCACAGAUUUGAGCUACGAAAGAAAUAUUUGUAUAUUUCAUUCGUGAAAUUUCUUUUUAAUCUACAUCCUUUUAGAAUAUAUUUUAGUUAUGAAAUAAUAAAUACGACAUGCUGUUGUUAUAUGGCGCAGUGAAAUUGACAUCUAUGACUAAAAUUAUUGUGAAAUGCUCAUUUGAUCCACCAGUGCUUAUAUAUCUUCUUUUUGUGUGUGAUGAGUACCGUUUGUGCUGACCUGUUUAGAAAUAAAAACAUUAUCCGGAUGCAUAAUUACAUCCUGAACAGGGAAGCAUUAGUGCUUUUUCCAUGCGGGAAGCACGCAACCGAGCAUCCUGUGGUAACUCGAGCUCCAAUGGGAGAGGUCCAUUUUGCAUGAAUCCCAUUAAGUGAAAGUUGUCGUGUCGGAAUGGCAUUGCGCUCGUAAUAUACCACCCGGCACUAGUUCCUUGACCCAACUGUGAUCAUUUCUUCACGUUGACACACUAUCCAAGUGCGUGCCCUUGUCGGCUUGUGAACCAUAUUCGGGGUGCAUUUUUCUACAUAAUUAUUUAAAGUUUGGUUAUGGAUUGGUGUUAGCAGAUAUUUCGAUAUUUUUUUUAAAUCGUAUGGGCUUUAUUUAUCUCGUGAAACAAGACGAAAUAGAGAUACGUGGAAACCAAAAACUUU
Molecule: messenger RNA, 2307 nt
Organism: Gryllus bimaculatus (two-spotted cricket)
Lineage: Eukaryota; Metazoa; Arthropoda; Insecta; Orthoptera; Gryllidae
Source: the annotation of a GenBank genome assembly